Molecule: messenger RNA, 2608 nt
Organism: Paralichthys olivaceus (Japanese flounder)
Lineage: Eukaryota; Metazoa; Chordata; Actinopteri; Pleuronectiformes; Paralichthyidae
Gene: pycr3
Product: pyrroline-5-carboxylate reductase 3
Biological process (GO): L-proline biosynthetic process
Molecular function (GO): pyrroline-5-carboxylate reductase activity
Source: RefSeq, a predicted model, not a curated record
UGUAACUCCGUGUCACUUCGUGGUUGUCCAGUCAACAAGAACACGUGCAUUGUUUUCCUAAUCUAAUCUGUCCCGGGAUUAUUCUCUCGCUGUCCCGGGGUUAGCUAGCUAGGUAGCUAGCAGCAGCGGGGCUCCGUUUUUUUUUUAAAAGAUCGAUCGCGGUGUUAGCAUCGUUAGCACCGUGUUUGCCACCUGUAGGCUCUACUCGGAUUCACGCUUAAGCCGCACCAGACAUGCUAACUAGCCAGCUAGCCGCGUGAGCGCCCUGCCGCCCCGGGCUAGCGGUUUGUUAGCCGCCGAGCUAACGAGCCAGCGCAACGAUGGACGACCCCGGUAUGAAGAAGCAGAACUGGGACGUGAGGGAGACGGAGCUGUUCCUGGAGAUCCUCAAGGAGCUGGACAUGAAGAAGUGCCUGGACGGGAGGAAGGUGCGCAACAACAAGCUCUUCAAGGUGGCGCACCGGAGGAUGACGGCGGCCGGCUACCACCGCUCCGUGGACCAGCUCAAGUUCCGCUGGAAACUUCUUAAAAGUGCGUACUACAAGUGCAAGAGGGCGCCCAACGCUCCGGCCCCGACCAAGAUCCAGGGCUGGUGGCGCUACGAGAAGACGAUGGUCGCCAUCAUGGAGUCCAGACACCCGCUGGUCGGGGCCGGGGCGAACUCUGAUCGGAUGGAUGAGGUGACCGAGGACUCGGAUGGAGAAGCGUCCAUGCUGCCCUGGCCUCAGCCCUGCCCGGGCAUCACCGCUCAGAACCUGGAUUUAAUUAUCAAAAUGGACCCUGAGAUUAAAUCACAGCUGAAAAUCGGUUUUAUCGGUGCAGGCAACAUAGCGUACGGCAUCGCAAAGGGCAUCCUGUCCGGAAAUGUUCUUCCAGCAAACAUCCAAGUGAGCGCACCGUCCCUCAGGAACCUCGGAAACUUUCAGGAGCUGGGGAUUUCCAUCACUCAUUCCAACAUAGAGGUGGUCUGUGGCUCAGAUGUCAUCUUCCUGGCCGUCAAACCUCACCUGGUAUCUCUAGUCCUCAAUGAGAUCUCACAGCACAUCACCGACAGACAUACAGUCGUGUCUGUGGCAGCAGGAGUAACACUGGCAACGUUAGAGGAGCUCCUUCCAGAGAAUUCAGUCACCAUCCGCCUGAUGCCCAAUCUGCCAUGUAUGGUUCAAGAAGGAGCUCUGCUGUUUGCACGAGGAUCUCAUGCAAAAGAGGAGGACGGAGUUCUGCUUCGCUCCUUGUUGCAUCACUGUGGUUUGGUGGAGGAGGGACCUGAGGCCUGGAUCGACAUCCACACUGGACUGAGUGGGAGUGGGGUCGCUUUCGUUUAUCUGUUUGCUGAAGCUCUGGCAGAAGGAGCCGUGAAAAUGGGCAUGCCCAGCGCUCUGGCCCACAGCAUCGCAUCUCAGACGGUUCUGGGUGCCGGGAGAUUGUUGCGUGACUCCGGGAAGCAUCCAGCUCAGCUGCGCUCUGAAGUCUGCACCCCAGGUGGAACAACCAUUUAUGGGCUCCACACGCUGGAACAAGGCGGCAUGAGGGCAACGACCAUGAGCGCCGUGGAGUCGGCCACCGAGAGAGCCAGGGAGCUCGGCAGAAAGUCAGCAGCAGGAAGCAGAAAAUGACAUUUGCCUUUUUAAAUAACUGCUCAUCCGUCUUAAGGAAAACCACAACAAACAACUGACUUUUUUGUUCCAACUGGUUAUGGAACAUGGAGACAAACCUGGACUUCUUUUUAUUUCUAUCUCCCUUACUUCCCCCCUAAACAAGUGCAUUUCAUUCUUCUCCUCUUUUCUGACUGGAAGGACCUGAAGGUGAAUAUUGGCUCAACCUUAAUAUCGACACUGACAAGUAAAUGAUCUGAUCAUGACCCUGAGAUCUACAUUUUCAGAGAGAAUUACUACUUUUUACAUGCACACCAAUAAUCGAUUUUGUGGAUUCAGUAAAUAAUAAAGUUAGAUGUUGCUCAUAGUUGUGGAUACGUAAACCACAAUAAGGUGCUGUCUUCUGGCUUUUUUAGGGUCAUGUUAGCCUGCGAGUUUCAAAACACUAAUUACUUUAAAACUGUCGGGCCAAGAAACACCUUGUUUAAACUACACAUGUCGAGAAUUGCCUUACUGGCCUUGAUUGGGUUAUUAUGUGCAUGUAAUGUGUAGUGUAGAAAAGAUCUUGAACGUGUAUUUAAUAUUGAAAUAUGUUAUUUAAUAAUCGGCCACAUUCAGCAGUUGUUGUGCAGCUGCAGUCCAGUGAUUGUUUCACUCUCUGGUGCAGCUUCCAUUUAGUUGCUGGGUUUUUGUGCGACACAAUUUGUAGGAAAAUAUUAUUGGACAAUGCCAAGUGUGUGGAGUUGAUUUCAUAAAAGUGUAAUGUGAACAGGAUCACUUUGUGCGUUGCCUUUUCAUUUCUAUUUAGUUUAUUUAAGGAGUUGCGUCUUUGCAGCAGCAGGUUGUUUAAAAACACAGAUGUGUUUCCUCAGGAACGAUCAGUUUACAGAACUCGAGGGAGCUUGUUGUUCUUACUGUGGCUUUGAGCUUGUUGUUGCUUUGCAGCUCAGUGACUUUGUGUCGUAGUUUCUCAGGCUCAUCAGCUGUUUCCUCAUUAAACCGCUCAACAAAUA